Messenger RNA from Peromyscus maniculatus bairdii (prairie deer mouse), 3327 nucleotides. RefSeq names its product calpastatin (gene Cast). Lineage: Eukaryota; Metazoa; Chordata; Mammalia; Rodentia; Cricetidae. Gene Ontology annotation, cellular component: cytoplasm. Gene Ontology annotation, molecular function: calcium-dependent cysteine-type endopeptidase inhibitor activity. The record is from RefSeq and is a predicted model, not a curated record.
GGCUCCCCCUGUUUGUCAUCCACGGAGAACCCUGCAGUUCUGGGGCCUGUCCAGGGAGGGUCUCUGGGUACGAACCCGGAGCGGAGGGUGUUAAGUUACUGCUCUGGGCCGCCGCCAAGUUUGGCCUGCUGCUGUGAACUGCGGGCAGGAAGGGGAGGGCCCAGCCGGGCAAGGGGGAGCGGGGCGCGGGCUCAGGGCUGGGUCGGAAAAGCUGCCUCACUGCACCGUCCUGCCCCUCCGGCCCGGAGGUCUGACCGGGGCCUCCUAUACAGUUUCGCUGCUCCUACCCGGAGGCUGAGCCCGCGGCGGCUUCGCCACAAUGUCCCAGCCCGGCCCGAAGCCUGCCGCCUCUCCCAGGCCCCGGCGCGGCGCGGCAGCCCGCCACACCCAGGAGCAUGUUAAUGAAAAGAAUACUGGACCAUCUUCCAAGUCAGGAGAAAAGAAAGGAUCAGAUGAGAAAAAAACAGCAAUUUUGGGGAGCAGUCAGCCUUCCAAAAACCAUUCUGGUGGAGCUGCUACAGUCACCAAGGUGCCAGCUUCAUCUGCUGCAGCCAGCAAGUUUCCCAGUAUGAGUACCACAGAAGCUAAGGCCAUUCCAGUCUGCAAACAAAUGGAAGGACCUCAUCUGCCUGACAAGAAAAGGCACAGAAAACAGGCUGUGAAAACAGAGUCUGAGAAGUCGCAAUCAAGUAAGCCAUCUGUGGUUCAUGAGAAAAAGUCCCAAGAAAGAAAGGCAAAGGAAGGCUCAGAGCCCCCAAACCUUCCCAAGCAUGCAUCAGAUACAGGAAGUAAGCAUGCUCAUAAAGAAAAAGCAGUUUCCAGAUCAAAUGAGAAGACGGUGUCAGAAAAAUCAGCAGAACCAAAGACAAAAUCACAAGAUGCUCCUGCUGCUGGAGGGGGUGUGGUUGCUGGUGUGGCAGUGGCUGCAGCAUCAGACAAGGUGGAUGGCAAGAAAAAAGAAAAGAAGUCAUUAACGCCCACUUCACCAGUGGAGUCCAAACUAAGCAAGCCAUCUGGCAAGUCAGGCAUAGAUGUUGCUUUAGAUGACCUGAUAGACACUUUAGGGAAACCUGAAGAAACUAACAAAGAUGAUCCACGAUACACUGGACCAAUAGUUUUGGACCCAAUGGAUUCUACCUACAUUGAGGCACUAGGUAUAAAAGAAGGGACUAUUCCUCCAGAGUACAGGGAACUUCUGGCUAAAAAGGAAGGGAUCACAGGACCUCCUUCAGAUUCUAAACCCAUGGGACCUGAUGAUGCUAUAGACGCCUUGUCAUCUGACUUCACCUGUAGUUCUCCGCCUGGAAAGCAAACUAAGAAAGAGAAAUCAACAGGGGACGUUUUCAAAGCUCAGGCUGCUGGAGUGACCAGAAGUUCUGUUCCUCCCCAGGAGAAAAAAAGGAAGGUGGAAGAGGAUGUCAUGAGUGAUCAAGCCCUGCAGGCUCUGUCAGAUUCACUGGGCACCCGGCAGCCAGACCCUGAGAGCCACCUUAGCCAAGCUGAACAAGUCAAAGAGGCAAAAGCAAAAGAAGAAAGGCAGGAGAAGUGUGGUGAAGACGAUGACACAGUCCCGGCUGAGUACAGGUUAAAGCCGGCUGUGGAUAAAGAUGGAAAACCACUAUUGCCAGAACCUGAAGAAAAGUCUAAGCACCUGAGUGAAGCAGAGCUGAUUGGGCAACUUUCAGAAGAUUUUGGCCGAUCUACAUGUCAAGACAAACCAUCUAUACCCGCUGAGAAAAUAGAAAAGUCUAAGGACACAUCCCCAACUCCUGUGGCCGAGCCUGUGCCUCGGGCCUCCAUGUGCAGUAUACAGUCAGCACCACCCAAACCAGCAUCUUCGAAGAGCAUGGCUCCAGAUGAUGCUGUCGAAACCUUGGCUGGAAGCCUGGGGAAAAAAGAAGCAAAUCCAGAAGAUGAAAAACCUGUAGUGGAUAAAGUCAAAGAGAAGGCUAAAGAAAAAGACUAUGAAAAACUUGGUGAAAAAGAAGAAACAAUUCCUCCUGAGUAUAAACUAGAAGAGGUCAAGGAUAAGGAUGGAAAGCCACUCCUGCCAAAAGAGCCCAAGGAACAACUUCCACCCUUGAGUGAUGACUUCCUUCUUGAUGCCUUGUCUCAGGACUUCUGCAAUACCACAAACAUAUCGUCUCUUGAAUUUGAAGAUGCCAAACUUUCUGCUGCCAUCUCUGAAGUAGUUUCCCAGACACCUGUGCCUAGCACCCACGCAGCUCCUAGCACCCACGCAGCAGCCCCUCCGCCUGAUACUGAGCACAGAGACAAAGAACUCAGUGAUGCCUUGGAUGAACUCUCUGACCGUCUUGGGGAAAGACAGCCUGACCCAGAUGAGAACAAACCAGUAGAUGAUAAAGUAAAGGAAAAAAUUAAAGCAGAACAUCGUGAGAAACUUGGAGAAAGAGAUGACACUAUCCCACCUGAGUAUAGGCAUCUCCUGGACAAUGAUGGGCAGGGCAAACCAGAGAAGCCACCUACAAAGAAAUCAAAGAAGCCUGAUCAUGACCAGGACCCCAUUGAUGCCCUCUCAGAAGAUUUGAAUAGCUGCCCCUCAACUACAGAGACCUCACAGAAUACAGCAAAGGAGAAGAGCAAGAAGAUGGGUUCAAGUUCCAAAGCACCCAAGAAUGGAGUGAAAACAAAGGAUUCCUCCAAGAAGACAGAAGUGUCCAAUCCAAAGGCUGACGAAAAGGAAAGCUAAACAUUUGGGUAUCUGAAUAGAAAUUCUUCAGCUGGUGGAUGGUGACUUUUGAAGAACAACGGCUUUGGUGACAACUUUUCUGGGUGGCUUCUAGACAGUGGUAUUUGUUACGUCUUUUGACAUCUUAAACAUUGGUUUGUUAUUCUUUUGCAAGAAGAAAAUGAAUUUGUCUGGUUUACCUGUGUUACUGUAUUGAGUAUGGAUAAACUUCAAAGAUUUUAAAUUGCCUUUAGGUGGGAGAAGGAAACUUUAUAUUUGUAAGAAAUAUAUUUCAUAGUUUCUUAAAACACCAAAAACAAAAACAAAAAACAAAAAACAAAAAAAACCAGAAAACCUUUGCAAACUUUUGCACAUUAUACAUACAGUGCCUAUAAAUCUCAUUAGUAGUUUUGGUUUGCACUUAAUGUUUUUAGCAUUUGAAAAAUAAUGCUCUCAUCUUUUGUCAGUAUUCUGAUUUCUUAUUACCUCUUUUCCUCUUCGGCUUUUGAACUGUAUUUGAUGUAUCUUUGGGUUAAUGUUGAUGAGUCAAGUAUAAAAUAUUAUACGUUGGGCACAUAACUCCUUUGGGGCUGCUAGUAAUAAACUGAUAGAUAACCUGGGCAAACCAGGGAGCACUA